Messenger RNA from Acanthopagrus latus (yellowfin seabream), 2521 nucleotides. It is a transcript of the gene mettl25, whose product is annotated as methyltransferase like 25. The transcript has 12 exons. The record is from RefSeq and is a predicted model, not a curated record. Bases 378 to 2303 code for a protein of 641 amino acids. Lineage: Eukaryota; Metazoa; Chordata; Actinopteri; Spariformes; Sparidae.
UUUACAACAAUCAUGCGGGAUUCACUUCAGCCUGCGUGCCAUCUCCUUACGGGCGCGGCGUGAUGACGUAUCCAAGCCAUGAAAAUCGAUUACGGAGCACUCAAACGGGAAAAAAAUACAUUAAAUUUAAAUUUCUGAGUCGGUUCAUUGGAUACGUAGGCAUUUUUUGCAGUCAUGCCAUUGUGCCGCCACAAUGCCACCAACGUGUUUCUUAAUUACUGAUCAAACGGCUUGAAUUAAAUACUUUUACAUAGUUUGUUGUUUUGUUUUUUUCCGAACGUUUCUUAUUAAUGACAAACCAGGCAGGGGUAUCGUUUUUUUCAAUCUUCGUAACAGGCCAACAGCUUUCAAAAUAAGUAUUAUUUGGUACACCCUCAAUGCAUUCAACUCAAUGUAUGCUAACGUAUAUUUUAUAUUUUAAAAAGUCAGAAUAUAUCGUGAACUUAUCGAGCAGUUUGCUCGAUUGCUUACGCCUUGAGCGAGCAUCAGCUAGUGGACGUCUUCCUACAUGCUUCACUCAGGUGCUCUGUAGGCAGCUUUUAAACAUGAUGUCCGCUUCAUGCAGCCUCACAGAAAUUCAGCGACGGAUAGAUGAAGUCAGGAGGUUUCUGUCCGUGACCAUCAGCAUCGCCAAUGCUCACACGGUGGAGUUUUACACCCACGACGUGUGGAAGCGGUUCAUGGCCGUGUCGCCUGAGGAGGUCCUGUCAACGGUGAGCUCCUGCAGCGACCAGCAGAGGGCGCCACAACACAAAGAGAGAGAGCCAUCCGAGACCACGUUUGGGUUUUGCAGGGACACAAACCGGCUGGUGGACGCCCAGGAACUGCUGCGGGCGGCCUGGGCCCACUCUCUGCCGGGCCUCGGGGUCUGUAUGAGCAGGGACGAGCUGCUACAGGCUCUCAGAGAGAACAGGGGCCACACAGGUGCUGAGCUGGAGCCAGAUGAGUUUAUGAACUCUAAGAAAUCUCACGAGGUCCAGUCCAUGUCUGAGGUGGUGGCCCGUCUGGCCGACUACUGUGGAGUCAAGCAGGUGAUCGAUGUGGGCUCAGGGAAGGGCUACCUGAGCUCCUUCCUGUCUCUGCAGUACGGCCUCCGGGUCUACGGCAUCGACUCGUCCAGCACCAACACCCUCGGCGCCCAGGAAAGAAACAGGAAGCUUAAGAAGUUCUCCAGGGUGUACCAGAAGCACAGCCGGGCAGUGAGAGCACGGGGGGAGUCUGCACGUUCUCCUCGGGAGGAGUCAGUUGAAAUAAAGCCCAGAAUUAACGGAGGCGAUGAUGUUUUAUACAGUGGCAGGGCGGGUGUGUCGCAGGAGGAGGAGGAGAAGGUGUUAAUGGGCUUGUCAGAUGUCGACCUCGCAGCGGAAGAAGACCCGGAGCCAGAAACGGACCAACUCUUCCUCAGUGCCCUAUCUGUUGAUGCGAUACAGACUACAUCCCCCAGAGUUCCCCCGGGCCAACUGACCGCUGAGGAGAGGGAGAGGAGGAAGAGGGAGAACCUGGAGAGGAAAGCCCAGAACAGAACCGAAGGCGCCGGCGCCGUGUUCUCCCCCCUCACCUCUUAUGUUACUGCAGAAACGGAGCUACGAGAGCUCAUCGAUGAGCUGGAGGACGCCAUCGUGGUCGGCCUGCACACGUGUGGAGACUUGGCUCCCAGCACCCUGAGGAUGUUUGUGGCUAAAGCGGAGCUGGCGGCCGUCUGCAGCGUGGGCUGCUGCUAUCAACUGCUGUCUGAGGAGUUUGACCCCGCCGGACAGGAGUGUGUGCCUCGCGGCGUGUGUGGUUUCCCGCUGAGUCAGUACCUCCGCGACCAGGCCUGGUUCUGCGGCAGAAACGCCAGGAUGUCUGCGUGCCUGGCACUGGAGAGAGUCGCGCUCGGCCAAGGGAUUCAGAUGGAGUCUCUGUUUUACCGGGCGGUCCUGCACGUUAUUCUGAGGGAUCACUACAGCGCUUUUAAAAGUGAGAAGCGAGUUGGGAACGUCUACUCCAAGGCUAAAUCAUUUGUGGAUUACGUUCGCCGAGCCCUGCGCCGCCUGGAACUGGAUGAAUCGCAGCUUUCUGAUGGCGACAUCCAGGAGUACCACGACGCAUACCGGCUGCGAAUGGACGAGAUGCACGCGUUUAAUAUGCUGAAGGUGGCCCUGGCUCCCUGUAUCGAAGGCCUGAUUCUCCUCGAUCGCCUCUGCUACCUGAAAGAACAGGAAGAUUUAUCAUUCUCUGCACUCGUGCAGCUCUUUGAUCCCCUGCUGUCACCAAGAUGUUAUGCUGUCGUGGGACUGAAGAGUAAUGAAGACGGGACAUGAGCAAACACAUGCACAUGAUUAUAACACGCCGGUCUUCAUUAUAGCAGCAAUCAUACUACAGGAGCCAUUGGCUUAUGUAUGUAUUCUCUACUACAUGUUUGAUUGAAUCUAAAUUUUGGAAUUUAUUCUUGCAGCCUCUGAACUGCUGUGAGUAACAUCUUGUUUUGUUUUAUGUAUUUUACAGUUUUUUUUAAAAGAAUAAAUAUUUUUUGCCUCCA